AUGAACCUACAUGAGAUUGAGAAAAGGAUGGUUCAAAGAGCUAAAUACUACUUCGAAAAGCGUAUCAAUGCUGGAACCAAAGAAUCUGCAAAUGCGCAAUUCAUGAAACAAACUCAAGGUUUCCAUAAAACCUACCUCCUCUUAACUGGAAGCAAAGAAUACAUCUACAAGACAUACCAGGCAUAUCAGUAUAUCACAUACGUAACACCACAUCCCAGCAUCAAAAUGACAUCAAGCGAAGAAUACAUCUACAACCUCUUAGAUUCAUACUGGUACAAACAACAGAUUCUUACACCAAACACACCAUCAAUUCGGAUUCCCGAUGCCUAUAAGGAAGAAUAUGGAUCAACACCGUCGCCCAAGGCGCCUAAAGAUGAGUUCAUGGCGUUGACAAUGGGCAAUUGUAGAAAUGAUGUGGAGAUGAAAGGUCUACUAAGAUUCUGGGCUCAUUCAGUUGCUUCAAUUUCCAUAUAACUCUUUAGCUCCCUCUUUUUCAUCGAUUUUUUAGUUUGAAAAGUAGGAA
Lactuca virosa is the source of this 523-nucleotide messenger RNA. Lineage: Eukaryota; Viridiplantae; Streptophyta; Magnoliopsida; Asterales; Asteraceae. The record is from the annotation of a GenBank genome assembly.